AUGCCCACUACAGUUGUCGUCAAGACCUCGCCUCAGAAACUCAUCAGAAACAGCGGGCGAAGUCACUCUUACCAGGAUUCCCAGAAGUGCAAGCCUGGCACAGGAUUCAAGCCCUCCCUUAUUUCAAAAGCCACAUCAUUACCAGCCUCGCCUCUCUCUGGCAGGAGAGGGGAAGACUUAGUGACAAAGAGCACACUUUUAGCUCAACACAGGGUCAAAGAUUCACCAGAAGUAGAGGAUCCAGAGAACAGAAACAAUCUUCUUACACCAGUAUCCUCUGAAUCUGAGUCUCUCACCAUAGACAACCAUUUAUCGCAGUGUUUGGGUUAUCCUAGCAGUAUUUGGUGUGAGGCUGCCAAAAGUGAUAUACCAGUUACAGGUCAAUGCAAGCUGGUGCUCCAGCCCAUUGCAGAUCCUGAAGACGAAGCUGCGGUUGACUACGACUACAUCAACUGUUUUCUUCUUGUUGAGAUGCCAAGUCGUAUCCAUGAGGCUCCCUGCACGGUGUUGAAGUCGUGGUUCGACACUUAUUUAGCAAGCCUUGACUUCAAUCGCGGCCUCGUAGACACGCAAGUAUUCCUGAAUGCCGAUAUCGAAACGGACACGCUCUCCACCAUUCCAGAUCUGACAAUGACUUUCAAUGCAGGACCCCCUCGCAGACCCCUCAAGGAGGUCAUCCCCGUCCUCGCAGAAACCGCAUGGUCUCAGAACACCAAUCCUCUUAUCACCAAACCCAAGAAACAAAUCACUGCCAAGCCGGAGAUCUUAAUGGUCUUCAUGGCUCUUAUCCGUGAAACCACUAAAUAUCAGUCACCUGUACAUUCGUCGUUCACGUGGAAAACACUUUGUAAGGGGAAAUCACUUCAUUCACUCGAAUCCUUCCUCGCAUUCCAACCUGCCGACGUCAAAUCAACUGAUCCCAUCUCCGUGGCGGACCACACAUGGCUGAGUCUCCACCCCAUCGAUAUCAAACUUGUCCCCGGCAAACGCACAGCUCGCGGUAGAUUAUUUCCUGACCCGCACAUGUCCACCGUCAAUGGUAUGAUCAACAAGGGUCUAACCUUGAUCAAACAAUGUCUGGGUAGCCUCUGCAAGGAGGUGAACCCUCAAUACGACAUCACGCAACUGCUACAAUCCGGUAUCCCUUUCCCUUUUGCAUGGAACAGGAUGUGGAAUGCGAUAGAUGUGGCAUCGGGAGUCACUGCCCAUAAACGCUAUCUACAGUGGUACCAGAAGUCUUCAUCUAGGGGCACCAAGCGCUUGGAGCGCUCAGACUCCCCCAACAAUGAGGCAUCGUCCUCGAACACUCGUGCCCGCACCAUCCCUGAUACUGUCUUGUCUGCACAACCCGGUGCCGCCGUAGCCAGUGGUGAUGGUGCGCCAUCCGCUGAAAAGUCCCAGAGCAAGAACAAGAACAGGCGCAGCAAGCGCAAGAGCAAGGGCAAAGGCAAGGGUAACUAG
This is a messenger RNA of Suillus clintonianus, 1461 nucleotides long. RefSeq lists its product as uncharacterized. The coding region runs from base 1 to 1461 and encodes 486 amino acids. NCBI's taxonomy places the organism in Eukaryota, Fungi, Basidiomycota, Agaricomycetes, Boletales, Suillaceae. The record is from RefSeq and is a predicted model, not a curated record. The transcript has 5 exons.